Molecule: messenger RNA, 1141 nt
Organism: Camelina sativa (false flax)
Lineage: Eukaryota; Viridiplantae; Streptophyta; Magnoliopsida; Brassicales; Brassicaceae
Source: RefSeq, a predicted model, not a curated record
UAAGAACCCAAAAAGAGACAAAUAUUUUUAAUUUGUAACCAUAAUUACAGAUUUCUUUCGAAUAAAUACCAAAAUCUUCUUCUGCAACUUCUAAAUUCCUCAAGACACAAAAAAAAAGAAAAAAAAAAAAGAGAACUUGUUGUAGCAGUUGAAGCAGAACAAAACAGAGUAAACGAAUCCAACAUCACCAAACAAAACACAAACUGUGUGUGUGUGUGUCUCUCUCUCUUUGGUCCUCACUUCUUUCUUCUUUUUUAAAUAAAUCUUUUUAAUUUCUUUGAUCAUUAGAAGAAAUGGCUCUGAGCAGUGUGUCUUCUGAAGAAUUUAGCUUCCCAUCUCUUGCUUCUUCUCACCAUUCCGGUCUCGAUUCACCUCCUCUAUGGAAACACUCGCCGGCUAACUCCUCCCGCCGGAAAGAUUACGACUUUGGUUUCCCGAGACUACUCAUCGGAAAAGAAGGUGAUCAUUACCACCACGAUCAGGCAAAGAGCUUCUCUCACGUGGAGAUGAGAAGACGUUGGAGCGAGGACAACAGAGCAGAGGAUAAAAUGGAUAUGUUAUGGGAAGAUCUCAAUGAAGAUUUGCCUCCGAGAAGCCAAAGCCUGAGGAUUGUAUCCGGUGGGGAUGGUGGAGGAGAGAAGAAAACUUCUUUCUUUUCCGAUGAGAGCUCCGCCGUUGUUGCCGUGGGGUGCGGGACGGGGAUGAAGUUGUCGAAGAGUACACCGAAGAAGAACAAGAAGAGGAAGAAUCUGAACGUGUUGGUGUUGAUGAGGGUUUUGAAGAAACUUAUUGUUUUGAGGAGUUCGUCUCAUAGAUCGCCGGUGAAAACUCAUCCACGGUGAUCAUCAAUCUUCCACCGCCGUGAUGAUUAAUUCGAGAGGGGUUAUAUUGUAGAAUUCGUAAGUUAUGGGGCUUUUUGUGGAGAAAUUUUGUAACUAUCUGAAAAUGCUUUAUUUGUAGUUUUGAGGGUGGUUUACAACAAUUACUAAAAUUUAGGGUCCCAAAUUUUUUAAUAACACAUUCUGGACUCUGUGUAGUCUUUUUUGGGUUAAUUAUUCGCCUGAUGCGUGGGGUUUAAUUUGAAUAUGUAUGUUUUUUAUAAGGUGAAAAAUGAAAGAGAGUCAAAAUGUUAGUGUGCAAA